Molecule: messenger RNA, 1548 nt
Organism: Stylonychia lemnae
Lineage: Eukaryota; Ciliophora; Spirotrichea; Sporadotrichida; Oxytrichidae
Source: the annotation of a GenBank genome assembly
AUGAAAAUACUACUAAUAAUACUAGUAUGUCUGGCUUAAGAAACCAUCUAAGACGUAACCAAAGCUAAGAAUCUCAUUUCACAGUCAACUUAGCUAAAUGUACCUUGCCAGGUCGAUGACGAUUGCAACCCUCCCUAUAUUAUUUGCUCAGGUGAAUCCAAGUUGUGCGAACACAAGGGAAUAUUUCCAAUAUAUGAAAGAGAACUAGCAGGCAUUUUGAUUAUACCAUGCUUACUGUCUUUAUUCUCAAUUGCAGGUCUUGGUGGGGGUGGGGUAAUUAUUCCUCUUUCCAUGAUAUUCUUUGUCUUUGAUACAAAAAAUGCAAUAGCUAUUAGUAACUUUGCAAUCUUUACUUGCUCUGUGACUAGAUACUUAUACACCCUAGACAAAAAGAACCCUGAAAAGAAAGAAUAUGUGUUAAUUGAUUACAACAUUGCUAUAGUUAUGCUACCUACUGUUAUGAUGGGGUCACUCACAGGUGUAUUUCUCAACAUCAUUCUUCCUGCUAUAGUCUUACAGCUUAUUUUAACUGCUUUGCUUGUUUUCCUUGGCAUUCAGAGUCUUAUGAAAGGUAAAGAUAUGUAUAAGAAAGAAACCAUCAAGUUCGAGCAAGAGUCACUCAAGAAGAAAAAUCUUGAAAAUUCAUUGACUUAAGUCAAAAAUGAUGAAAGCUAGCAUUUAUUAAGUAGACAUUAGUAACAAGAUAAUUAAGCAUAAACUUCGAGUCAAUAUAAAGCAGUGAAUAACUUUGAAAUUGAAGCUGGGACUCCAUAGAUCUCGUAGAGAGAAGGACUUGACUACAAUUCUCUCGAAUGCAAAAGACUAGAGCAUAUUAUAGAGAAGGAGAAGACGCACUUUUAAUGGGAUAAACAUUUUACUUGCAUUUCGAUAUUCCUGAUCCUCCUUUCUACUAAUUUACUAAGAGGCAAUAAAUCACUGGAGUCAAUAGUUGGGAUAGAUAGAUGUAGCUCACUUGACUGGAUCGUGCUCGCUUGCUUCUAUGUUGCUUGCUUUAGUAUAACAAUGUAUUCUAUAAGUAAAGUAAGGACUUAGCAAGCGCUCAAGCUAAAGUAUAAUAAAGGUUUGGCUAAGUGUGAUAUAAUCAUGACAAAUCGCAAUACUUUAAGGUUAUUUAUCUUUUCAUUCAUUGGUGGCUGGAUAUCUGGUGCUCUUGGUCUUGGAGGAGGAGCAAUUUUUAAUCCAAUACUUAUUGGGUUAGGUACUCCUCCAGCAGUCGCUACUGCUACAAGCAUGUACAUGAUAUCUUUUUCUAGUGCUGGCUCAACAGUGACUUACAUUAUUUAUGGUCUUAUAAACAUUCCAUUUUCAAUCUGGGUUGGUAUAGUUGGUUCAUUUGGAGCAACUGGAGGACUUGCUUUAUUCAAUGUAGUGACUAAAAAGUACAAUAGGCAAUCAUUAAUUGUAUUCGUUCUUAGCGGAGUUUUAGUUUUUUCAGCUUUACUAGUGCCUUUGUUUGGUGGAUUAGAUCUCCUUAAGUUGAUUGAUAGAGGAGAAGACAUUUUUGAGAUCCAUUCAAUUUGCUAGUGA